AUGUCCUCACAGGUUGCAAAGGCCGCCCGUCGGGUGACCCACGAGCUCCAUGGCAUAGUUGUAUCUGCUGGUCUGAUGCAAAAAACGUUCAUUUUCCUUAACUCACCCGGCCAAAAGUGGUUUGCAGACCCCAAGCACUAUCUCGUGCACGACCCCAACUCCUCAUUGCGUACUGGCGACGUUGUUUCCAUUGUUCCCGGCUGGCCGACAUCAAAACACAAGCGUCACGUCGUCAAGAAGAUCAUUGCGCCGUACGGAACUCCAGCCGAGGAGAGACCGCCGAUUCCCACAUUAGAAGAGCGGAUUGCUGAGCGGGAGGCCCAGCAAGCUGCCAGAAAAGAACGCAGGGCACGCGCCGGGGAAGAACAGAAGGAGUAA
Molecule: messenger RNA, 378 nt
Organism: Trichoderma gamsii
Lineage: Eukaryota; Fungi; Ascomycota; Sordariomycetes; Hypocreales; Hypocreaceae
Exons: 2
Coding region: 1-378 (125 amino acids)
Biological process (GO): translation
Cellular component (GO): ribosome
Molecular function (GO): structural constituent of ribosome
Source: RefSeq, a predicted model, not a curated record